GUGUGUAAACAAAACUCAUUUCCUCGAUCCCAAAACUCCCGUGUCCCCCAACAGUAUUGUUAUGGUGUCCAAAAACCCAAACCCGGCUGAGGGCUUCUACUUGGACCCAAACGGAGUGGCUCUUCCCGGACUCGGACCCUUCACCACCACCACCACCGCCACCACUACUACUGCCACGACGGGGUCAUCUACCUCCGCUUCUUCGGAGGACGCGAAUAAGAAGAUCCGAAAACCCUACACUAUUACCAAGUCCAGAGAGAGCUGGACGGAGCCCGAGCACGACAAGUUCCUCGAAGCUCUCCAACUUUUUGACCGUGACUGGAAAAAGAUUGAAGCAUUUGUUGGUUCUAAGACUGUUAUACAGAUACGUAGCCAUGCGCAGAAGUACUUUAUGAAGGUUCAAAAGAAUGGGACAAGUGAACAUUUACCUCCACCCCGGCCAAAAAGGAAAGCUGCUCAUCCAUAUCCCCAGAAGGCUUCAAAAAAUGCUCCAGUGCUCUUACAAGUGUCAGGGUCAUUUCAAACUUCAUCUGCUUUGCUUGAAUCUUGCUAUGACUUAAGGCCUGAUUCCUCGACAAUGCUUAGGAGUCCUGUUCCUAGUGCUGCUGUGUCUUCCUGGAGAAACAACAGUGUGCAGACCAUUAAUAUGUCGCAUGGAACAAAAGGGCCAACAGUGGCAAAUAACUGUUGCAGUAGCACUGAAAGCACUCCAAGAGCACGGCCAGUUGCCGAAAAUACUGAUAAAGGAGAUCCGAACCAUCCAUUGAGAGUUCUGCCUGACUUUGCUCAAGUAUACAACUUCAUUGGCAGUGUCUUUGAUCCGAAUGCUACUGGUCAUUUGCAGAAGCUAAAGAAGAUGGACCCUAUAGAUGUGGAAACAGUGCUUCUGUUAAUGAGAAACCUGUCCAUCAAUCUGACCAGCCCUGAUUUCGAGGAUCAUGCAGAGAAGGUUGCUGUCAUCCAACGAGAUUGGCACAGAUGCAGCUAAUUAAAAUGCAGGAGUUAAAGCAUUGUACAACAACCGGUUUGUGAAUGUUGCAUAGCUUCAGUAGUAAGAGUUUUUGUUCUUACCUUGUGCCCUGUGUUUUCUCUUCAUAUAUUUACUCUCAAAGAAUAUGUCGAUACUGUUGGGGGGGGGGGGGCACGGGUUUGUGACUAGGGUUGCUCACAUGGCCAGGCCAUUGGGCAAAUAAUUUGGCUGAUGUAACUGUUGUUAUUUUAACGUCACCUGUAAUAUCCGACGAGAUAAAAUCAGGAGGAGAACGUACCGUAUUGCGGGAAUAUGUAUAGUAAUAGUUGGUUUGGUUUCUUUGAAGGACCUUUUGAUACUGUACAGUGUCGAAAGUCUUGUUGUCAAGUUUUGACUUUUUAAUUUUCUGAAAGGUGCAAUAUACAGUGUAUGCCAGUCA
This is a messenger RNA of Juglans microcarpa x Juglans regia, 1409 nucleotides long. Its product is annotated as protein REVEILLE 6. The transcript is spliced from 8 exons. Gene Ontology annotation, molecular function: DNA binding. Bases 62 to 988 code for a protein of 308 amino acids. NCBI's taxonomy places the organism in Eukaryota, Viridiplantae, Streptophyta, Magnoliopsida, Fagales, Juglandaceae. The record is from RefSeq and is a predicted model, not a curated record.